CUGCAAUCAGUGCAAAGUGAGACAGUGUGUAUGAAUGAGGACAUUUCUGUACCUGUUAAUUAGUCUUUUAUCCUGCAUUUGACUGACGUUUGGUUCUCUACCUUUAUCUGCUUGUGCAUCUUCAGCAGACGCAUCUGAGGAGCAGUUUUGGACACUGUGUCAUUUCAAGAGUGCAUCUUGAAAGCGUGACCAAAAUGAAUUUUGAUGAAAUUCUCAGCCUUAUUGGAGGCUUUGGGAAAUUCCAGAAGACUUUGUAUGUAUGGAUCUGUCUACCUCAGAUCUUUCUUGCAUUCCACAUGCUGGUUUCUGUCUUCACCGGGGCUGUUCCUCCUUAUUUAUGCCGCUCAACCUGGCCCUCAAUGGGUUUGCCGGCUACUUCAAACUUCAGCCUUCUGACCCCACCCGAUGGCCAGUCUGAGUUGUCAUGCAGUGUCCCCUUGAACCACAGUGAUGCUGCUACUCUUGGUGAUGGACAUCCUACUGGAGGCUGCCAGGGAGGCUGGGAGUACAGCAACAACACUUUCAAAAGCACCAUAGUAACUGAGUGGGACCUGGUGUGCGACAGUGCUAGUCUAAACAACAUGGGCUCCUCCGUCUACAUGUUUGGUCUCCUUGUUGGUGCUGUGUUGUUUGGGAGCUUAGCUGAUAAGUAUGGUCGCAGGAUCAUCAUCCUCAUCAACCUGGCCAUACAGGCAGUAUUUGGGGUUGCUGCAGCUUUCGCGCCAAAUUUUUACAUGUACACUGCCUUUCGAUUUAUAGUUGGAACAACCAUCUCCGGUGUUAUCAUGAAUGCCUUUGUUCUAGGCACAGAAUGGACCUCACCAAAGCAGCGAAUGCUCGCUGGUAUAAUAACUGACUAUUUCUUUGGUUUUGGCUACAUUCUGCUGGCCGGGGUGGCAUAUCUCAUAAGAGAUUGGCGAAAACUGCAGCUGGCCAUUUCAGCUCCUGGCUUCCUCUUCAUCUUCUACAUCUGGGUGUUGCCAAAGUCAGCUCGCUGGUUAAUGGCCAAUGACAGGGAAGAGGAAGCAUGGGUGCUGAUCCAGAAAGCAGCGCAGAUGAAUGGGAAGCCCCUCACCAAAGAUCUGGAAAUGUGUCAGGUCUAUAAAACUGAAGAGAAAUCAAAGGUAAAGAAAACACACUCUUGCAUAGAUCUUGUUCGAACGCCAAAAAUGAGGAAGCAGACGUUGAUUGUUUUUUAUCUCUGGUUUGUCAACGUGCUGGUGUACUACGGCCUGUCCCUCAACAUCUCCGACUUUGGGAUGAACAUCUAUCUGACCCAGCUGAUCUUCGGCCUGGUGGAGAUGCCUGCACGCACCAUCACCCUGUUCACCCUCAACCGCUCCCGCAAGAUCUCCCAGCUAGCUUUCCUAGCUGUGGGCGGCACAGCCUGCCUGCUGACCAUCUUCAUCCCCAGUGAACUAUCUGUCAUCAAAACAGUCCUGGCCAUGAUUGGGAAGUUUGGAAUCACAGCCUCUCUCUCCAUUAUUUAUGUCUACUCAGCGGAGCUGUUCCCCACUGUAAUCAGACAAAAUGGGAUCGGCCUUGGCUCCGUGUGUGCUCGCACUGGAGGAGUCCUGGCUCCCAUGAUGUACCUGCUGAGGAGCAUCAGUCCUCACGCUCCCAUGGUGCUUUGUGGUCUUUGCCCCCUGCUGGGCUCUGCCCUCACCUUGCUGCUGCCUGAGACAGCCAAUAAGCCCCUACCUGACACUAUAGAAGACAUAGAGGGACCCGACCUCAGUGAAGAGGAUGGUGGAGUGAAGCCAGUUAUCGUUGAAACGUCUCUGAUGAACAUGAACGCCGUCAGCAACAGGAUGGACUGACAAACAACGGCAACAUCAGUACGAGCUGCUACAUCUCAUGAGGCGUGCAUGUUUUUCAGUACUCUACCAAAGACAAAACUCUGUGUGGUUUUGUGCUGACUGAGCAUUUUGUGUAUAUUAUGUGUCUCAAAGUUUUUUGCUGGAGGCAGCGACCUGCUGCUGCAACUGGAUAGAGAUUGGUGAGCAAAACACUACACUACAAUACACCUGAUAUAACUUUUGCUGCAUUCUGAUUCGACUGCAUUGGUCAGUCAUGUAAAUGCGAGCGCUCUCAGGCCUGUUCCUCCAACUUGACUGCUUGGACACAGGAGGGGACCAGUGCAUCCCUACUGUGGUUUUAACACAGGACAAUGUCACUAAUCCUCAGUGUUGGACUUCUGAAAAGGAGAAAAACAUAGGUUUAGACACAUACUGCAUAAGGUCUGAACCCUAAAGGCAGCUGCACAUAAAUGAUUCCGGAGUGGCUUCUCUACUCAGUCUCAGCUUGGUUGUGUUUUGAAAUUUGUAGCUUUAUCGGUACUACAUGUACAGUAAAUCUACAUCCCUCUCCGUGCAAUAAGUUACUCAUCUCUUACGCAAACACACCCCCACUACCUGUCUGAUGCUUACUUUGACAUGAUGCACUCCAAAUAAAACACUUCUGUUUGUGUUUUUGUCUUGUUCAUCCAUGCACAGACCACAAACUAUUACUAUUACUGUUACUAUGACUCAUUUCUGUAUGCAUUUGUUAAUUUUUACUUGUAUAUUUCUGUCAUUUAAAAUGUAUGUACAUAAACUGCCUGACACUAGCCAGACACUGCUGUCUCCAGGUGUUGGAGGCAUACUGUUUUUCCUCUAUCUCUAGUUUUGAGUUUACAGUGCUUUGGGGUUUGAAUUUUUUUUUUUUUGAUACACGCUACUGCAAACACAGAGGCAUUGUCAGAUGUUUUUGAUAAUCUGUACUAGAUAUGCAAUUCUUAACACUGUCAAGUGAGAAUAGAGGCUUAGAAGGAAACAAUUAGUGUCACAAAGUCCAGAUAAUAAUUAAAGGCUACCACAGUUUCUUUUUCAUGUUUGGAAGGAGAGGGUGAGGUGAGGGGUGUUUAGCUGCAACAUGCAAUUUUAACACUAGACAUCACAAAAUUCUACACACUGUACCUUUAAACAAACCUUGGUUACAAUUUCCACGCAGAAAUGAUUUGGAAUUUUUACUUGGAAAAUCCUCAAGUAAAGAUUACUUACUAGUAAGAAUUGAUAGAUAAAGAAUACUUAAGUAGAUUUUACUGGCAAUUUUCAUCCUUAGAUAUAAAAUGUACUCACA
This is a messenger RNA of Paralichthys olivaceus (Japanese flounder), 3120 nucleotides long. Its product is annotated as organic cation transporter protein. The record is from RefSeq and is a predicted model, not a curated record. NCBI's taxonomy places the organism in Eukaryota, Metazoa, Chordata, Actinopteri, Pleuronectiformes, Paralichthyidae. Gene Ontology annotation, biological process: transmembrane transport. Gene Ontology annotation, molecular function: transmembrane transporter activity. Gene Ontology annotation, cellular component: membrane.